Xylona heveae TC161 is the source of this 893-nucleotide messenger RNA. RefSeq lists its product as hypothetical. The coding region runs from base 269 to 571 and encodes 100 amino acids. Lineage: Eukaryota; Fungi; Ascomycota; Xylonomycetes; Xylonales; Xylonaceae. The transcript is spliced from 2 exons. The record is from RefSeq and is a predicted model, not a curated record.
AAGUCCGAAAGAGCGAGCACAGCUGUUUCCACAGUGAAGUUUAUAAGACGUCUCAUUCCAUAGUCAUGCGCUGAUCUAGUUAUUCUUUUGAUACACAUGUCUUGAUGUCAAGUGUCCUACUCGUCAUUUGCACGGAACAGAAAAAUAUUCUUACUGCUUUGGUGAUAUUUGACCAUACAUCAUAACAUUCUCAACACAUUUAAACAAACCUUUUGAGGAAAUCAGAUUUUUGGCCUAUCCGUCACUCGGGAAAGCAUAUUUCGACACCAUGAGCAAGCUAUUUGUCAUCAUCGUCACGGUGACAGCUCCACAUGACCAUGUUCAAAAGGUCUUCCCAGCGCAUCUUGAAUGGCUUCAAAAGCACUUUUCCUCUGGAAAUCUGCUGUCUAUUGCCCGAACGAUAAACGAGCUCGGUGCGAUCAAUAUCGGCGUUGCAGAGUCGGAGGAAGCUAUGAAGGAAAUCAUGGACACCGAUCCAAUUAUGCCUGGUGUUGCCAAGUAUGAGCUCAAAGAGAUCGAAAUCUCAAAGAUGAGUCCAGCUUUGCUCGCAUUUGCAAGAUCUGAGAAGUAAAGGAGGGGAAUGAGUUGAUAGACUGCAUGUUGUCGAAUCCUCUCUGCUGUGGACGCGCCUGCCUAGCUCGCAGCACUUUGGUUCCUUAAUUUCAACUGCAAUGAAGUUAUUUUUGCUCUCUUUUUUGGUAAUUGUUGAGAGUUCUUAAAAUUUGAAUCUCCCCGCUCCUCGACUCCAUUUUUCUUUGCAACAAAUCAAUUUCCCUUGGAGAAAGAAAAGUCAACCACCUCCGUAGAUUUAUGUUGCAACGCCACGCUAAAGUUUUCACGCAUUUAUGCUCGCCGAAUCUCCCACUUCAACUCCUGAAUGCUAACUUCUUCUC